GCUUCUAGAUUUAAAUGAACCUGGCCACACUAAUCCUUUUCCUAAUUAAUUUUCCGCAAAGAAAGUCACGUGCUCUUGGUUUCCCAGAUUUUAUUUUGGAUAAUAAAAGAUGAAGCCGCAGACCGAAAAAAAGAACGCCGCCAAGGCCAAAUCGAAGGCCGCAAAGCCGCCGAAGAAAGCACAGGCUAAGGUGUCCACUGCAGAGACCGCAGCUCCUGCGAAGUCUUCUGCCCCCGUGGUUUCUUCGAAGAAAGUAGCCAAGGCUCCCGCCGUGGCUCUGAAGAACCUUGAGUUGGCCAUGAAGGAGACGGCUAAGAAGAACCUUGAAAAAUCAGCCACUUCGGCUAAGAAGGCGGCCGAAUCUUCCGGCAAGAAGUCAGGCGCAACUUCGGAGCCUUCGGUCCCAGUGACCAAUAAGAAGAGACCUGCCCCUUCGGCAAAGAAAGCCGGAGCUCCAGCCCCUAAAAAGGCAUCCCCUGUCGAAAAGCCCAAGAAAGUGCCUCCUCCAAAACCAGAAGAGCAGGAAGUCCUAGCACCCAAACCGGAAGCUGUUCCUGAAGCUACUGGCAAGAAGACUGCUGCCCCGGCCAAACCGAAGCCCAAGCGCCCGAAGAAUGUGCUGCGCGGAAAGAGGUUGCCCAAAAAGAAGGUCUGGCAACGCUUCGUCAUCGACUGCGUCUGCGUGGCCGAGGACUUGAUUCUGGACGUCGCCGACUUCGAGAAGUAUUUGAAGACCCACAUCAAGGUGAAGAACAAGAUCAACCAGCUGAACGACCUGGUGACCUUCGAGCGGGUCAAGAACUCCUCGCUGGUCAUCCACAGUGGUGUGCACUUCUCGAAGAGGUACUUCAAGUACCUGAUCAAGCGCUAUCUCAAGAAGCACAGCCUGCGCGACUGGGUGCGAGUUGUGUCCACCGGCAAGGAGACCUACUCCAUGUGCUACUUCAAGAUCCAGGGACAGGACGACGACGACGAUGAUGAUGAUGACGACGUGGCCGACGCAAAGGCCAAGAAGUAGUCACAAACAUCAACAUUAUAAAAAAUCGAUUCCUCAAAAAUCUUUAAGUAAACUUCUGUUAAUCCUCCAUCUGA
Messenger RNA from Drosophila biarmipes, 1092 nucleotides. RefSeq names its product 60S ribosomal protein L22 (gene RpL22-like). Gene Ontology annotation, biological process: cytoplasmic translation. Gene Ontology annotation, molecular function: structural constituent of ribosome; RNA binding. Gene Ontology annotation, cellular component: ribosome. The transcript is spliced from 2 exons. Bases 110 to 1018 code for a protein of 302 amino acids. Lineage: Eukaryota; Metazoa; Arthropoda; Insecta; Diptera; Drosophilidae. The record is from RefSeq and is a predicted model, not a curated record.